GGGACGACUUCCUAUUUUGCGCCCAUACUGAGGCUGUGAAACGCGGUGAAAACAGAGGCAGUGCGGCGGAGGGAGCGGAAGUGGCUGCGCGCGCCCCAGAUAUUGUCAAAGCGAAGGCGAGAAAUCAGAGCGGCGGAGCGGGCCGCGGUUUUGGGUCUGGCUGAAGAUGAACGCCUGAAAGCGCGUCGAACCGCUUUUGUCCGAAUGUCCUCUCGGUCCUCUCCGUUCUGGGCGACGGAACGAGGACCGCGAGUUCCGGUGGUCCCGGGAGCCGAAGGCAGUGACCGCACGGGGUCGCCGGUGUCCUUUAACGGAAAAUCGUGGAUGCCGGCCUCGGUCGCCGGACGACCGCGGGAAACAUGAUGGAACCUCUGAUGGACCGCCCUCUGUUGGCUGCCGGUUCCGCGCGGGACAGGAUAGUGGCGUGCUGCUCCUACGGCGCCCUCAAGGCGUGGCUGCCCAUCCUGAGCUGGCUGCCCAGGUACCGGCUAACCUGGCUGAAGAUGGACCUGAUCGCUGGCGUCACCGUCGGCCUCACCGUUGUCCCUCAGGCGCUGGCGUACGCGGAGGUGGCGGGUCUACCUGUGCAGUACGGUCUCUACUCGGCGUUCGUGGGCGGCUUCGUCUACUGCGUCUUCGGGACGUCGAAGGACGUGACCCUGGGUCCCACGGCCAUCAUGUCCCUCCUGUGCUCCUACUACGUCGACCGCGACCCCGUGUUCGCAGUGCUGCUCACCUUCCUGUGCGGGGUCAUCCAGACCUCUAUGGCCAUUCUCAGGCUGGGCUUCCUGCUUGACUUCAUCUCGUACCCCGUUAUCAAGGGCUUCACCAGUGCGGCGGCCAUCACCAUUGGCUUUGGGCAACUCAAGAAUUUGCUGGGUCUCCAGAACAUCUCCCAGCAGUUCUUUCUGCAGGUCUACGACACCUUCCGCAAGUUACCUGAGGCCAGGGUGCCGGACGUCACCCUCGGCCUCCUCUGCCUGGCUACGCUCGUCGCGCUUACCUUCAUGAAGAGCUCCUUGGGGCCUGGAUCCGAUGACCUGCCGGUUCAUGUGCGUGGAGCCAGGGGCCUUGUUUGGAGCUUUUCCACAGUACGCAACGCCCUGGUGGUCAUCUGCGCCACCUGUUUAUCCUACUCAUUUGAAGUGUACGGGCACCACUUGUUCACCAUCACGGGACAGACCUCAGCUGGCCUGCCCCCCUUCCAGGCCCCACCCUUUUCUGAGACGACGCCCAACGGCACAGUGAUCUCCUUCAACGAGAUUGUGCUGGACCUGGGCGGAGGUCUCGUAGUCAUCCCUAUCAUGGGGCUGUUGGAAAGCAUCGCCAUCGCCAAGGCCUUUGCUAGUCAGAACGACUACCGCAUCGAUGGCAACCAGGAGCUCUUCGCAAUCGGCCUCACCAACAUCAUGGGCUCCUUCGUCUCGGCGUAUCCUGUCACGGGAAGCUUUGGCAGGACAGCGGUGAACUCCCAGACCGGUGUGUGUACUCCAGCAGGGGGCGUUGUCACCAGUGUGAUCGUGCUGCUCUCCCUAGCCUUCCUCAUGCCGGUCUUCUACUACAUCCCCAAGGCCUCCCUGGCAGCGGUCAUAAUCUGUGCCGUGACGCCCAUGUUUGACUACCGUGUGAUUGCCAAGCUCUGGAGGGUCAAGAAGCCGGACCUGCUGCCCUUCCUGGCCACUUUCCUGCUGAGCUUCUGGCAGGUGCAGUACGGCAUUGUGGCCGGGGUGGUAGUGUCCCUGGGCAUGCUGCUCUACGAUGUCGCCAGGCCCCAGCUGAAGGUGCGUGACCAUGGUGUCCUGGUCGUCGAGCUGGACAGUGGCCUACGCUUCCCCGCCAUGCAGUACCUCAGCCAGAUGCUCUUCUCCAAGGCCUUAACAGCAUCCUCUCACCGCUCAGUGGUGCUGGACUGCUGCCACGUCAGUGGAGUGGACUACACUGUGGUGGACGAGCUCCGGGACCUGCUGCGGCAGUUCCAGCAGCGCGGUGAAGUCCUCAUCUUCACAGGCCUAUCGAACUCUGUUUUGGAGGUUCUGCUGGAGGCUGAACUACCGGGUCUUAAGCACGUGGAGAGUGUGGAGGCGGCUCUGCAGGCAGUCUCAGGCACCCCUUCUUAUAACUGACAUCUUGUCCACCGUGUCCACUGGACAUCACUGGCGAGAUGACACACCUGUCUGCUUUCAGUCUUCCUCUUGGUGGGCUUUUCUUCUUGAGUCAGAUCAACCACAUGCGGAAAACUUGACAUGGUGAGACAGGUAGAACAAAUCUCUGGUGAAAGUCAGUGUUGGUGGACGUGGACAUUUUCAGAGACAUUUCUCUUUAUCCCUGACAUCUAGUUCCUGCAAUGUAGAGUGAUUGAUUGGUGCCCUGUUGAGCUUCAGAUCCACAUGGACACCAAGGUUUACAUCUUCUCCCAGGACUUCUCAGGGCUUGUCUGUUGAAUGCACUUCAUCCUCUACUUUGUCCAGAUCCUGCUGAGUGGGAUCUUGUAGGAGGUCUAGGUCAGAACUGGCCUUUCAGAUGCUAGACGCUGACAUUGGGGGUUGUUGGAUCAUAGCUCGAAUGGGGUCAAUUUGUGUUGGAUGUCCCUCGCCAUUGAGACCAGUAACUCUAAACGUAACUGUGCACAUCUAUUGAGACCAGUAACUCUAAGCGUAACUGUGCACAUCUGUAUUCUAGGAUGGGAAAAGGUGGUUAAUGACGCAGCCGUGAGGACCUAUGAAAAUGACACAUCAAUGGUUUCAAAGGAUUGAAACACCAGUUCAAAGGGGUUGCAGCCUUGAUAAUGACCUCAUAAUCUAGUGAAGGUCAGAGGAAACACAAGAGCCAGCAAACUCUGUGGUCCUUGAGGAUUUUGAUUGAGGAGCACCCCCAAAAAAACCCCAGCCUGUCCCCAACCGUAGGCAGUCCUUGAGUCCUCCAGACAGCUGCAGACACAGUUUAAGGCUUCCCCUCUUCAGGGAAUACCAUUGUCACAUUGUUCCUUCUCCAUCUCUGCCUCUUGAUGAUGGAUGGGUUUGGAUGGGAUCCAGUCCCAAGGUACACUAAGUUUUCCAGCACUUUGCAUGUUAAACUGAUUAAAUUAAAUAGCAUUUUUUUUUUUUUUAUAUGCAUGUCUGUUCUGAAAAGUGGAAUAACUUAUUUUAAUCUAAAACACAGGUAGAAAUUUGAGGAUAGUAUACAUGGAAUACAUCCCACACUGACACACUGGCCUGUGUAAAACUGGCGCAGUUCUGCACAAGCAUGUAACAGCACUGUUAGACAGAUGGUGGCGUCAGUACUGUCCUCCUGCCCCAACUACUCCCACCCCUUCAGGCCAGCUGGCUCUUUAUAGCAGUUUAAUCAGCUAAGUUCGGUGCGGGACAGCUGGGCGUCGUGACAAAAACGUGGUUCUGCACUGACCGUGCUGCACAAUGUUAGAUGCUCUAACUGCUAUGCAUCUAGAGGUUACCUCUCAUUUGCUAAAGAAAUAUUUUUUAACUGACUUUACCACUGAUAGCUGCAAACAGACAUGUUUAUCUUUUGAAUAUUUAGAUGGGGUAAAUAACUCAUAAGAACCAAGUUCUGAAAUGUGCUUGUACAGUGAGUCUCUCUAUGAUCAGGUGGAUUAGAUGGGCAAUGAUCACAACCAGGUUAGCGCUGCUUUAUAUACAUGUUGAAGUGACAGCGUUUGCUUUGUAUCGUUUCUAACGUUGGUUUUAUUAUGGGAAGAGGUUGGUGACACAUCGAGGUGGGAGCACACGCUGUCAGUUGGGGUGUGUAAGGGGAUGUACUCUGUGCCGCUGUGUGAAAACUCAGCAUCACACUAACUUAUUUCUGCUGAACUUGACAAAUCAUAUACACUAUUAACAUUAACAUUCCAAUAUUGUCUUAAUUCCUCUUGUGUACUAAACUGAUAUUUGUAUAACAAAAUGUUUUAUGAAAGUUUAUGCUGUUUUUGCAAGAAGUUGUGCAACUGACCGUUAUGAUUCCAAGGCUUUAAACAUUGCUUAUUUUUGUUGUUCCACUUUUCUAAUGUUUACUGAAAGCGGAAUAAAUGGGGUACAAAACUGGUGCUUUGGGGCGGGCUGUAAAUUUGAAUUAAAACCUGACAUGUGCCUAAAAGGCCAG
Molecule: messenger RNA, 4110 nt
Organism: Scleropages formosus (Asian bonytongue)
Lineage: Eukaryota; Metazoa; Chordata; Actinopteri; Osteoglossiformes; Osteoglossidae
Gene: slc26a11
Product: solute carrier family 26 member 11
Exons: 16
Coding region: 360-2123 (587 amino acids)
Biological process (GO): sulfate transmembrane transport
Cellular component (GO): membrane
Molecular function (GO): secondary active sulfate transmembrane transporter activity
Source: RefSeq, a predicted model, not a curated record